AUGGGUGACCGAUACAAUAUACACAGUCAAUUGGAGCACCUUCAGUCAAAAUACAUAGGUACAGGCCACGCUGAUACUACCAAGUUUGAAUGGCAAGUAAAUCAACACCGUGACUCGUGUGCUUCAUACCUAGGCCAUUAUGAUUUAUUGAAUUGGUUUGGAAUUGCUGAGAACGAAGCUAAAGCAAGAGUACGAUUCAACUUAAUGGAAAAAAUGUUGCAGCCUUGUGGGCCUCCACCAGAGAAACCUGAUGAAUAA
Messenger RNA from Macrosiphum euphorbiae (potato aphid), 258 nucleotides. The record is from the annotation of a GenBank genome assembly. Lineage: Eukaryota; Metazoa; Arthropoda; Insecta; Hemiptera; Aphididae.